Eruca vesicaria subsp. sativa (arugula) is the source of this 2159-nucleotide messenger RNA. The record is from the annotation of a GenBank genome assembly. NCBI's taxonomy places the organism in Eukaryota, Viridiplantae, Streptophyta, Magnoliopsida, Brassicales, Brassicaceae.
CACCUUUUAUCGAUUCACAGCUGGAUUCUCAUGUUCUUCUUCUUCCUUCUUCUUCAAACCUUUCCGGGACACUGUGGCAAGAUUCUUGGCAAUAACUUGAGCUUCUUAGCUUUGAUCUGCUGUUCAUAAUCAUCUCCUCAAGUUCGUAUUUGUAAUUAAGAUGCUGAGAUAUUGACUGGAAAUAGAUGUUGAGUUUGUGGCAGCUAUGUUUAGAGUUCAAUCUUUCAUUACAAGUUCAAAGCUUCGAUUUUUUUUCAUAGAGAAAAUGAAACUGUUAAGAGUUGCUGGUGUAGUUUUCAUUUUAAUCUUAACCUUCCAGUUCGUGAACAUACGUUACUAUGGUGGUGAGAUAUUCUCUUUAUCUUCUCAAGAUGAGUUUCCUGUAUCCUUACAUGAAAGCACAGAACUAAUCAGACCAUUGCCUGGUCCUGAAAGAGUUAAUGUUAGUAGUUUGAGAUCAGCUGAAGAGGAAAAAACCGGUUUAGAAGGAGGUUAUGUAACUGGCUCUGAUACGAAUGUUAGUGUUCAGUCUCAUCAUGAUAGUCUUGUAGAGGAUGCAAAAGAUAAGGAAGUGCUGAUAGAGACAAGAAGCAGCUUGAACGGGAGUGAUGCUGAGAUUGUUAAUGAAAACAAUAAUAGAAUUGUGGAGAAUCUAGAUAGUAAAUCUGAUGAUAGUUUAGUAGAGGCUGCAAAAGAUAAGGAUGCUCUGGACUCGCUGGUGGAGACGAGAAGCAGUUCUAACGAGAGUUAUGUGGAUAUUGUGGAAGAUGCUGACAUUGUUAAUGAAAACAAUAGGAAUGUGGAGAUUCUGGAGAGUAGAUCUGUUGAUAGUCUUUCCCCAGAGGUGAAAAGAGUAAUGAAUGUUUCAAAAUCUGGGGUGGUUUCUGUUGCUGAGAUGAUGAAUCUAUUGCAUCAAAGCCGCAGUACUCAUGUCUCAUUGAAAAUGAAACGGCCUUCUGCAGUUGAUCAGGAGCUGUUGUAUGCAAGAAACCAAAUUGAGAACUCACCUAUGGUGGAGAACGACCAUUUACUGCACGGUCCUUUGUAUUGGAAUCUGUCCAGGUUCAAAAGGAGCUAUGAGCUAAUGGAGACAAAGCUCAAAGUAUAUAUCUACAGGGAAGGCAAAAGACCUGUAUUUCAUAAGCCAGUACUAAAAGGGAUAUAUGCAUCUGAGGGAUGGUUUAUGAGACAGCUCAAAGCCAGCAAAACAUUUGUCACGAAAAACCCGCGUCAAGCUCACCUGUUCUACCUUCCUUUCAGCUCCAAAAUGUUGGAAGAAUCUCUUUAUGUCCCUGGUUCUCACAGCGACAAGAAUCUCGUUGAGUUUCUGAAGAACUAUUUGGACAUGAUUUCCUCUAAGUAUCACUUCUGGAAUAAAACUGGAGGAUCAGAUCAUUUUCUUGUCGCUUGUCAUGACUGGGCUCCUUCCGAGACAAGACAGUACAUGGCUAACAGCAUCAGAGCAUUAUGCAACUCUGACGUUUCAGAAGGUUUUGUAUUUGGUAAAGAUGUAGCACUUCCCGAGACAACUAUUCUUGUUCCCAGGAGACCACUUAGAGCUCUCGGAGGCAAACCCAUUUCACAAAGGCAUAUACUUGCCUUCUUUGCAGGUGGGAUGCACGGUUACCUUAGACCUCUCUUAUUACAAACCUGGGGAGGUAACAGAGAUCCAGACAUGAAGAUAUUCAGUGAGAUACCCAAAUCUAAAGGGAAAAAUAAGAGUUACAUGGAGUACAUGAAGAGCAGCAAGUAUUGCAUUUGCCCAAAAGGGCAUGAAGUUAAUAGUCCUAGGGUUGUGGAGGCACUGUUCUAUGAGUGUGUCCCUGUUAUCAUAUCUGAUAACUUCGUACCUCCUUUCUUUGAAGUCAUAAACUGGGAGUCUUUUGCAGUGUUUGUGUUGGAGAAAGAUAUACCUGAUUUGAAGAAGAUAUUAGUGUCGAUAACUGAGACAAGAUAUAGAGAGAUGCAGAUGAGAGUGAAGAUGGUGCAGAAGCAUUUCCUUUGGCAUUCUAAACCUGAGCGAUUUGAUAUAUUUCAUAUGAUACUUCAUUCUAUUUGGUACAACAGAGUUUUUCAAACUUGAAACCACUUAUUACCAUAUUAGUUUUGAAAUCUGUAGAACAUGCAUGUGAUUAGCAAAGAUUCAUUAAUACAAAACU